AUGGCAUUGCUGUGUGGCCUUGGGAGCGGCGGCAUGGAGGCUCUCACCACUCAGCUGGGGCCGGGGCGCGAGGGCAGCUCCUCUCCAAACUCCAAACAGGAGCUGCAGCCUUACUCGGGCUCCAGCGCCCUCAAACCUAACCAGGUGGGAGAGACGUCKCUGUAUGGGGUGCCUAUCGUGUCUCUUGUCAUCGACGGCCAGGAGCGCCUAUGCCUGGCGCAAAUCUCCAAUACUCUUCUCAAGAACUACAGCUACAAUGAGAUCCACAACCGACGAGUGGCUCUGGGUAUCACGUGCGUGCAGUGUACGCCGGUGCAGCUGGAGAUUCUACGUCGGGCCGGGGCCAUGCCCAUCUCCUCACGCCGCUGCGGCAUGAUCACCAAGCGCGAGGCCGAACGCCUGUGCAAGUCAUUCCUGGGAGAGCACAAACCACCCAAACUGCCCGAGAACUUCGCCUUUGAUGUGGUGCAUGAGUGUGCUUGGGGCUCGCGUGGCAGCUUCAUCCCUGCGCGUUACAACAGUUCGCGUGCCAAGUGCAUCAAGUGCGGCUACUGCAGCAUGUACUUCUCUCCUAACAAGUUCAUCUUCCACUCACACCGCACACCCGAUGCCAAGUAUACUCAGCCCGACGCCGCCAACUUCAACUCGUGGCGUCGUCACCUCAAACUCAGUGACAAGUCGGCCACAGACGAACUGAGCCACGCUUGGGAGGACGUCAAGGCUAUGUUUAAUGGUGGCACGCGCAAGCGGACUUUCUCGCUGCAAGGAGGUGGCGGAGGAGGCGCUAAUGGCGGGUCCGGUGGUCAAGGGAAGGGUGGAACUGGUGGCGGUGGUGGCGGGGGUCCAGGGUGCGCCGAAAUGGCCCCAGGCCCACCGCCCCACAAAAGCCUGCGCUGUGGUGAAGAUGAGGCGGCCGGGCCUCCGGGUCCACCUCCUCCCCACCCACAGCGCGGACUUGGCCUGGCGGGAGGAGCUAGCGGCCCGACAGGCCCUGGAGGGCCUGGUGGCAGCGCAGGCGUACGUAGCUACCCCGUGAUCCCGGUGCCCAGCAAAGGCUUUGGCCUCUUGCAAAAGCUGCCCCCGCCACUUUUCCCUCAUCCUUAUGGUUUUCCCACGGCCUUCGGCCUAUGCCCCAAAAAGGACGACCCAGUAUUGGGUGCAGGUGAACCCAAGGGCGGCCCUGGCACUGGGAGCGGCGGCGGCGCGGGCACUGGUGCCGGUGCAGGUGGCCCGGGAACCGGCCACUUGCCCCCAGGAGCAGGGGCUGGCCCGGGCGGCGGCACCAUGUUCUGGGGGCAUCAACCUUCUGGGGCAGCGAAGGAUGCAGCGGCGGUAGCUGCAGCGGCGGCCGCCGCCACUGUGUACCCGACGUUCCCCAUGUUCUGGCCAGCUGCAGGCAGUCUCCCGGUGCCGCCCUACCCCGCCGCGCAGAGCCAAGCAAAGGCCGUAGCAGCUGCUGUAGCAGCGGCGGCGGCGGCAGCGGCGGCGGCUGCUGGUGGCGGCGGCCCAGAGCCCCUGGACGGUGCUGAGUCAGCCAAGGACAGCGGCCUUGGAGCUGAGGAGCGCUGCCCAAGUGCAUUGUCCCGCGGGCCCCUGGACGAGGACGGCGCUGAUGAGGCACUACCACCACCCCUGCCCCCCCUGGCCCCUCCACCGCCUCCGCCAGCACGCAAGGGCUCUUACGUGUCUGCCUUCCGACCUGUGGUCAAGGACACCGAGAGUAUUGCCAAGCUGUAUGGUAGCGCCCGAGAGGUGUACAGCGCGGGGCCUGCUCGUGGGCCAGGGCCAGGCGCGGGGACAGGCGGCGGCUACGUGAGCCCAGAUUUUCUGAGCGAGGGCAGCUCCAGCUACCAUUCCGCCUCGCCCGACGUGGACACCGCGGACGAGCCGGAGGUGGACGUGGAAUCCAACCGCUUUCCCGAGGAUGAGGGUGCCCAGGACGAGACCGAACCUAGUGCRCUCAGCGCGGGAGGUGGCCCAGACGGGGACCAGCCCACUGGGCCCCUCUCUGCUGCUUCCUCAGGCGCAGAUGGCCCCACAGACUCUCCUGAUGGCGGUAGCCCUCGGCCCCGGCGCCGCCUCGGGCCUCCCCCAGCUGGCGGGUCUGCAUUUGGUGACCUGGCAGCGGAUGAUGUGGUGCGGAGACCUGAGAGAAGCCCGCCAAGCGGCGGCUACGAGCUUCGAGAGUCUUGCGGGCCCCUGGGAGGCCCCACGACGGCCAAGGUGUACGCACCGGAGAGGGAUGAGCACGUGAAGAGCGCCGCGGCGGCGCUGGGGCCCACUGCCUCCUACCUCUGUACCCCCGAGGCCCACGAACCAGAUAAGGAAGACAAUCACUCGACCGCCGAUGAUUUGGAAACGAGGAAAUCCUAUUCAGACCAAAGGAGUAUCUCCCAGCCAAGUCCCACAAAUACUGACCGAGGUGAAGAAGGGCUUACCUUGGAUGUCACAGGAACUCAGCUGGUGGAGAAAGAUAUUGAAAACCUGGCCAGAGAAGAAUUGCAAAAAUUGCUCCUGGAGCAAAUGGAUCUCCGAAAGAAGCUGGAGCGAGAAUUUCAGAGUCUCAAAGAUAAUUUUCAGGAUCAAAUGAAGAGGGAAUUGGCUUAUCGAGAAGAAAUGGUGCAACAGCUGCAAAUUGUCAGAGAUACUCUAUGUAACGAACUUGACCAGGAGCGGAAGGCGCGCUACGCCAUACAGCAGAAAUUAAAAGAAGCCCACGACGCCCUGCACCACUUCUCCUGCAAGAUGCUGACGCCCCGCCACUGCACUGGCAACUGCUCCUUCAAGCCCCCACUGUUACCCUAG
Molecule: messenger RNA, 2805 nt
Organism: Urocitellus parryii (Arctic ground squirrel)
Lineage: Eukaryota; Metazoa; Chordata; Mammalia; Rodentia; Sciuridae
Gene: Skor1
Product: SKI family transcriptional corepressor 1
Biological process (GO): negative regulation of transcription by RNA polymerase II; negative regulation of BMP signaling pathway
Cellular component (GO): nucleus; transcription regulator complex; cytoplasm
Molecular function (GO): RNA polymerase II cis-regulatory region sequence-specific DNA binding; DNA-binding transcription factor activity, RNA polymerase II-specific; SMAD binding
Source: RefSeq, a predicted model, not a curated record